AUGGUCUUGUGUGAAAGCAAAAACGCCCUAACUGCCGAAAGUGUCCCACCUGAGGUGCAUCCUCCUGAGGGUGGAGAGGCAUGGCCAUUAGUUAUCAUAGAUAGAGCCCCAGCUGCAGAUGAAAACUUUCAUACCAAAUUAAAGUUGCUAAUGCAGGCUGAGGGGAAAACUAUGGAGGACAUUAAAGCUCUACUGCCAGGUGCACAGAAGCCCACUGGCUCAGCUGAUUCAGUGAUACAGGCAUUUGGUGACUUCUUAGAAAAGACCCAUAGACCCUCGUCUGAAGGUGGAUAUUGCCGCCUACGCAUCUUCUCAGGAACACAGCCUGUCCCAGCAGGAGAGGAGCAGUUUGACCACUGGCUUGAGCAAGCAUGGCUUAUGGUGGAGGAGAGUGAAUAUACAGCUAAGGAGAAAAAACGCCGUUUAAUGGAGAGUUUAAAAGGCCCAGCACUAGAAAUAGCAAAGGCUGUACGAACCAGUGAUCCUGAUGCUAACCCUACAAAGUACUUAGAAGCUCUUGAAAGUGCCUUUGGGACUGCAGAAUCAGGGGAUGAUCUGUAUUUUGCUUUUAGACUGAUGCAGCAGCAAACAGGGGAGAAAUUGUCAGAUUUCCUCAGACGUUUAGAACGGUCUCUCUCUAAGGUUGUUCAGAGAGGUGGCCUUCCCCAUGCUAAUAUGGAUAGAGCACGUUUGGAGCAGUUAUUGAGAGGUGCCGUUGCGCAGACCUAA
Polypterus senegalus (gray bichir) is the source of this 729-nucleotide messenger RNA. RefSeq names its product paraneoplastic antigen Ma1 homolog. The transcript has a single exon. The record is from RefSeq and is a predicted model, not a curated record. Bases 1 to 729 code for a protein of 242 amino acids. NCBI's taxonomy places the organism in Eukaryota, Metazoa, Chordata, Cladistia, Polypteriformes, Polypteridae.